UCUGACCGCCUGGCAGCUACUACUGCCAAGGAAAAGCGUCAAAGGACAGUUCGCCGAAUCGAGUGCCACUCGCGAUUCUCGCGUCGCUUUUCUUUCACCAGAAUUUUCCACCUUGCGUUUCCGGUUCAAACCGGCAUUCGUGUCCAUGCUUCCGUGACAGCUCUCAUCGCGCGAAGAUGCGCCAAUGCAAUUGAGUCUGUGUCUGUGUUCCGGUGCUCACUUUGUCACCGGGUUUUUCGAUAUUUUUUCACACUUCGACAAAAUUCGCGAGUUACAAGUUGUGAACAAAUCCAGUGUUUUACUUCCGGAAAUAGAAAAAAGCCAACGUCGUGUUUCGUGCUGUCUGCCAUAAUACUCCUCGAGAAAAAUGGAGCAAAUGAAUGGAAAAAUGCAUCAUGGAAACGAUGAUGAUACAACCUCUCUUCGUGUUGACAUCCUCAACCCCUUUGUGCAUCGCCUGGAGCUUGACACGACCUAUGACAAACUCAAGACGGCGUUUCUGACAGUGGCCUUGCUGCCAUUUAGACUGGCUGCAAUCACAGCUUUAGUAAUAAUUGCUUGGUUAUUGGCUUGUUUAGGACUUCACGGUUUGUCCGAAGAAGAUCUUCGGAGAGCGCCUAUUCAGGGAUGGAGACGAGACAUGCGAGUGGUGGUCUGCUGGAUAAUGAGGGCUCUCUUCAUUUGCGGCGGAUUUCAUCAUCUGAAAGUCAAAGGUGAAAAAGCGGCAACGAAGGACGCCCCAAUAUUGGCCCUAGCACCCCAUUCUUCUUUCUUCGAUGCACUUCCGGUCGUUUAUCUCGGCGGACCAAGUAUCGUCGCCAAAGCAGAGACUUCAAACAUCCCUUUUUUCGGCAAACUCAUCAAUUAUACACAACCAGUUUAUGUUUGGCGGGAUGAUCCAAAUUCAAGACAAAAUACCAUUAAGGAAAUAAUCGAGAGAGCAACUUCAGAAGAAGAUUGGCCACAGGUAAUGAUAUUUCCUGAAGGCACUUGCACAAAUCGCUCUUGCUUAAUCACAUUUAAGUCGGGAGCCUUUUAUCCUGGAGUGCCCGUACAGCCAGUUUGCAUAAGGUAUCCCAAUAAGCUGGAUACGGUUACGUGGACUUGGGAAGGUCCUGGAGCAUUGAAAUUAUUGUGGCUGACUCUUACUCAGCUGAACAGCAGUUGCGAGAUUGAAUUUCUGCCAGUCUACAAACCUAGUGAAGCUGAAAAGACCGAUCCUAAGCUUUAUGCAAACAAUGUUCGUCGACUUAUGGCAGAAGCUUUAAAAAUUCCUGUGUCAGACUACACAUAUGAUGACUGCAGAAUAAUUAGCAAAGCUCAUCAGCUUCAUAUUCCUCAUGCCUCCAACAUAGUCGAGUCCCACAAACUUCGCUACAAAGUCGGCCUACUGAAGGCAAAGACAGAAGAGGAAUUGGUGCAGAACAAAACCGGAAGGCUUCCCUCAGAAGUCGACCUGCAUGAAUUCGCCAGAUUACUCAGACUCGAUGAUAAGGAAAUUUCAACUCAGCAGCUUUUCAAAAUUCAAGAUAGGCUUGGAUUAGGAAAGGUGGACGUUGAAGAGUACGUCUUCACUGUACUAGCAGUAGCUAAUGCAAAUACAGAAAUAGAUAUGAUACAUCUUGCAUUUGAAGUUUGCAGUUCUAAUGCAAUGCAAUACUUAAACGCAAUGGAGCUUAGGAAAGCUCUGAAGCUCGCAAUUCAUAUUCCAUCUGAAGAGUCAGAUAGGAUCUUCUUCCAAGCUAAAAGGGAAGAAAAUAGUGACGUAGUCAGUUUAGAUGACGUUUUGGUGGUUCUGAGUUCGCGAACAGAAUACGCACACAUGUUCGCCAGCAGCAUCGAAGUGAAGAGAAAAAAGACCAUUUGAGAAUGCCUUUGUCCAAAAUCACGAAGUCCUCCACUUACGCGAAAACAUCGCGACUCCGAUAGUCCACUUGUGAAUAAGAGUAACAGCCCCGUGUAAUCAUGAGAGAAAUUACAGAUUAUAAGCUAAUAAUACUACUAAUUUUAUAUCUAGUGAUGUAUCAUCGCUGGUGGUGAACAAGCCGAAGCAAGCGUAAUGCAAGAGAACACAACCGACAGUUGGGCAGAAUUGACAGUCAAAUCAGCAUAUAGAGACUUAAUUCCCUUGUAGGGGCCGACGAACUCGGUUGUUAAACAUAACUUAUUUCUCUUAAAGAAAUGUCAUGUAAAUAAUAGUGGCUAAGUACGAAUGUUCAUUGUCGGUGCAUCCGAGUUGGCAUCUUUGAAUCUAGGAUUUUUUUCAUACAAGAUGAACGAACGAGGAAAUGUUUAUAGAAAUCAUGUGAAGAAAAUGUCUCAUAAGAGCAAAUUCGAAAUUGUUGUACUACCAAUGAUUUUCUUAUAGUCUUUAGAAAUAGUAAAAAGGCUAUAUUUUCUUUGUAUACUCAGAAAAAAGAUCUGUUGAUGUUACACAUGUCCUAUAUUAAAAUAAUGAAAGCAUAGUUUUUCAUGCAGAGCUGAAAAAAUUUCCUGUAACCUUUACAGAAUUUUUUAGGUAUCCUAUAGAUUAAGGCACAUUUUCUAUAAAUCUUCAAAGAAAUUUCGUUAAAACCAUGCCGAAAGUUCCGCAAAUCUUAUAGGAUUAUCUUUGUAAAUAUGACAGAAAAAUGCAUGCUGUCAGCAUUCUGUAAAAUAGCUAUUUAUUCUUCUUGAAAUAUUAUAACUUUCAAUAUGUCCUCUCUUUCUUAGACCCACCUAAAACUAUAAUUAUAUUGAAACAAAUCCAAUUUUCCCACUGCAAAUAGUGUAGUUUCUGAUUCUCUGAGUCACCAAACUCUAAAGACAUAACGUAAGUAAGACGAUAGAAUAUUUUUUACACGAUGAAGUUUCUGCCAACUCUGGUAUCGUGAAUUCAGAUUUAGAAAAAUCGAGAAAGCCAAUGCACUGGUGCCUAGAAAAUAGAAAUAGUUUUAAAAUGAAUCCAUAUUAGAAUGCUCAGGGUUCGAUGGCUCGAAAUUUACUGUACAUUGGCGCGUCAUACAUUGAAGGAAUUGCUUAUAAAAAGAAAAGAAAAAGCAUUGCAAUUUCUCAGAGUGUUUAUAUGAAAAUGUUAGGUUUAAACUAUCAAUAGAAAUGCUCUAAAAAUUCUCAGAAGAAAAAUUCUGUGUUUUAUAUUUUGGAUACCCUGCGCUCGAAUUUCGAGUCUCAUCUCAUGCAUAGCUUAGAGGCGUUGGCCUUUAAUGCGAAAGGCCAAAAGAUUCAGGUGGGGGGGGGGGGUGAACCCCAUAAACACCUCCCCUGGAUCCGCCACUGGUCUCAUGCAUUACAUGGUGGAACUAGAAAGGCGUCACUACACCUUUUCUAAUUCUACUAUUGUCUUAUUGAUUAUUAAUCAUUUAGCUUAGACGAGCAUUUCGAGAAUAAAGAUAUUAUAAAAUUUAUUUAUCUCAUUCAGUAAAAAUACAUUCUUCAGUAUUUAAUAUGUAAUAUAUGAUAAGACAUUGGUCGCCGCAAAAUUCGCUAAAUAUAAUGGAAUUAGGCGUACGCGAACAUACUGACUUAUGUGGAGUAACACAAUUUAUCGGCGAAUUAAAGCUUUGUUAAAAAAAAGUAAAUCGAUCCAUGCUUCCAUCAAAACGGAACCAUAUAAAUCACUAGAAAAAUAUAUUUCAAACACAUUCAUGUUCUUUUCUUUCUUGAAACCUCAGACUAAGAUUUCUACUUUCUUCAAUCUGAAUUUUAGAACGAGUUCAGAUGAAUUUUUUUUUUAAUCUCCUGAUACAGGUUGCAACAUUCAUACUAGGGUCAUUCAUUUUAUAAGGCAAAACUAUGAUUUCCCAAUCUUUACAUGCACCCUAGCCUAAAUUGUACCUUUUUAGUCAACAUAUUCUUAAAAAAAAAAGAUUCAAUAUCCGACGAUUAUUAGAUUUAUCCUUUUAAUUUAUUUUUUUAUCAUCUUAAUGUCUUGAAAAUGCAUGUACAUUAAACUUCCAUCCAUUUCAAAGGCCUUUAAACGUACACGUUCGAUAAUAGACAGGCUUGCGACACCCCUACCUAUAUCGCGACCUUCGGGUUAUUUUUGUCAAGCGACGUUCAUUGGCUGCCCCGUCCUUGUAUCGAUGAGUGCGCAGUAAGAAACUUUUUCAACUACGCAUGUGUCGAAAAGUGCGGAUCUAUUUGAAAUAAAUAAGGGACCGUUCAAAAUAUUACCUAACGCUUCUUCCUGAUAUUUACUCCCCUUCCCCGCCAAAGCACACGUAACGCUUAACAAAUUUUCACGUUUAAAUAAUUAAUUUCAUUGAACAUAAGAAAUAGUGCCAUAUAUAACAUUUCAUAAAAAAAUUACAAUUUUCCAACUAAAAAUCGAUAUAAUAGAAUCAAAGAGCUACUCAAAUAUUUCGCGGAAUAGUGAGUAUUGUAGCAUGCCGUCACAGUCAUGCUAGGAUAUGUCGAAAUUUCAAGAAGGUUAGCAUAAUUCUUGGCAUGGAAUUGCGAUUACAUACACCUUUUUGGAGAAAAUAUUCGAAACUUAAAAGUAGGUUGCAAAGGCCUGAAUAGUUAUAUUCCUCAAAAAAUUUGUCUGCACUUCCAUGACGUCGUACUAAAUUUCUCAAUUCAACAAAACGAGGGCUUCCCGCUCUUCGGAUCUGUUUUUAAUUGGCCAGCCACUGACAUGGACGAGACCGCAUUAGACCGUAAUGGGAGUUGACGGAACUGCGCAAUUUUUUAAUAUGCCUGUAUAAGCCAUAAGGGAUUUAGAAUAGGUGAACUUUCAAAUAUGCGGUCUAUAAAAUAGGCAGAAAAUCACGGUAUUAAAUUUGUAUACACAUAGAAUAAAUUAUCACAAUCAUUUUACAUAACUGAAUAAACAUUUUUAAACUCUCAUUUUUAAGGAAAAUAAGAAUUUUAUCUUACUUCUUUCACAUUUUUCUAUAACAAUUUGUCAUACGGGGUGCCAAUUACAAAAUACAAUAUGUAAAGUAAAAAAAA
This is a messenger RNA of Belonocnema kinseyi, 4953 nucleotides long. It is a transcript of the gene LPCAT, whose product is annotated as lysophosphatidylcholine acyltransferase. Lineage: Eukaryota; Metazoa; Arthropoda; Insecta; Hymenoptera; Cynipidae. Bases 368 to 1867 code for a protein of 499 amino acids. The record is from RefSeq and is a predicted model, not a curated record. The transcript has 12 exons.